Molecule: messenger RNA, 1702 nt
Organism: Carassius carassius (crucian carp)
Lineage: Eukaryota; Metazoa; Chordata; Actinopteri; Cypriniformes; Cyprinidae
Product: coagulation factor IX-like
Exons: 8
Coding region: 91-1587 (498 amino acids)
Biological process (GO): proteolysis; blood coagulation
Cellular component (GO): extracellular region
Molecular function (GO): serine-type endopeptidase activity; calcium ion binding
Source: RefSeq, a predicted model, not a curated record
AACACGUAUGUACUGAACUUUGGAGCGGAACAUGAAGGUAUUUAGACAGUUGGGAAAGAUUUCUGCCUGAAGGGAAAAAUCACAGAGAAAAUGGUGAAGAUUUAUCCCAUUAUUUUGAUAUGCAGUUUGCUGCUAGAAACCUGGCUUUCUUCUGAAGCUUCAGUGUUUCUGCCGAUGGAUCUGGCAGGCUCUCUUUUAAAGAGACAGAAACGCUAUAACACAGGUAGAUUAGAGGAGAUGAUGAAGGAUAAUUUGGAGAGGGAAUGUUAUGAAGAACGCUGCAGUCUAGAGGAGGCCAGAGAGGUUUUUGAAGACCAGGAAAAAACCAUGAAAUUCUGGAUCACUUAUAUGGAUGGAGACCAGUGUCAGUCAUCUCCCUGUCAGAAUGGAGGGAAAUGUGAGGAUGGGAUGAACACAUACACCUGCUGGUGUCCAGCACGCUUUAGUGGGAAGAACUGUGAGUUAGAAAUGGCAAAACAGUGUAAAGUAAAUAAUGGAGGCUGCAUGCACUUCUGCACUGUGGAUAAAAUUUAUGGUGCAGUGUGUGACUGUGCCAGGGGUUACAGACUGGCUCUGGAUGGCAGGACUUGUGAACCUACAGGGCAGUACCCAUGUGGACGUCUUGGAGCGAAUAUUGCUGAAACACUUAAGACAAGGUCUCUUAUCAGUACCGAGAAUGGGAAUCAAAAUCUCUCUCUCAAUCACAUCAAUACAACAGAGUCCAGUCCUACAGAUCUUCCUGAUGUGAACGGGACUAGCACACCUCAGCUUACACUGGAAAACAUCACCUCAUUCUUUCCCACUCAGCCCCCCAACACUGACCAUCGUAUUGUAGGAGGAAGCGAGGCAACACCAGGGGAGAUUCCAUGGCAGGUGGUUUUUAUGGAAAAGGUGAAUAAGAUUGCAUUUUGUGGCGGCUCUCUCCUCAGUGAUGAAUGGGUCAUUACAGCUGCCCACUGUGUUGAAGGAAAGGUGGGAUCUUUCUUCAUCAGAUUGGGGGAGCAUGAUGUGUCAAAGAAUGAGGGAAGAGAGAGUGACCACGGCAUAGAGGAGUACCAUAUCCAUCCAAGUUACAACUCUCAACGGAGUCUUUACAAUCAUGACAUCGCCCUGUUAAAGCUCAAGGGACCCGCCAAAUUCUCUGACUACGCCCUGCCCAUCUGCCUGGGCUCUAAGGACUUCACAGAGAACUUGCUUAGGAGUGCAGAAAACUCCCUGGUGAGUGGCUGGGGGAGGCUACGGUACGGGGGCAUGGAAUCUAAAACACUUCAGAAAGUAGAGCUCCCCUACGUGGACCGGACGGAGUGUAAAGGCAGCAGCACCGACACCAUCUCCCGCUUCAUGUUCUGUGCUGGUUACAGUACGAUACACAUGGAUUCCUGUCAGGGGGACAGCGGCGGACCCCAUGCCACCCACUAUCAGAACACAUGGUUCCUCACGGGAAUCGUCAGCUGGGGCGAGGAGUGCGCUAAAGAGGGAAAGUAUGGCAUAUACACCCGUAUAUCCAAAUAUAUGAACUGGAUAAGUAACAUUACUGGCAUCAGAACAGGACAUAUGUCCAAUACUGAUCAACAGAGUGGGAAUUAGAUUAGGCCUUUGUGUGACUUACAAAUGAGUAGACGAUGGAAGCAAUCAGAAUCAACAAAAGAGCAAUGAUAUGCAAGUGCUAUAACAAGUCUCAGUUAGCUUAAUGCACUACACU